GAUGGUGGUUUAUCCGAUUAUGAGACCAGAGUUAUUUAGAGGUCUUAGAAUACCACCCAAGGGCUUGUUGUUAUUUGGACCACCAGGAACAGGUAAAACUAUGAUUGGUAAAGCGAUUGCAAGUGAAGUAUCAGCCACAUUUUUUAGUAUUUCAGCAAGUACACUUACAAGUAAAUGGAUUGGUGAAGGUGAAAAAAUGGUGCGUUGUUUAUUUGCUGUAGCCAGGUGCUAUCUUCCAUCAGUAAUCUUCAUUGAUGAAAUAGAUUCACUUUUAACACAACGUUCAGAAAACGAAAACGAAGCAAGUCGUCGUAUUAAAACCGAGUUUCUUAUUCAGUGGGAUGGUGUUGCAGGUAAUCCAGAAGAUAGAAUGCUUUUAAUUGGUGCAACUAAUCGUCCAGAAGAACUUGAUGAGGCUGCUCGUAGACGUAUGUCAAAGCGUCUUUAUAUUCCAUUACCAGAUUUCGAAAGUCGUUAUGCACUAAUCAAACACUUACUCAAGAAGGAAAGACACGAUAUUGUCGACGAGGGAAUGAAGGAAAUAGCGGAAAUAUCCGAAGGGUACUCUGGUGCUGAUAUGAAGGCACUUUGCACUGAAGCAGCUUAUCAGCCGAUUCGUGAUUUAGGAGAUACCAUUGCAACAGCUUCAUUGGAAAGUAUCAGGGCAAUAUCAAUCAACGAUUUUAUUUUAGCUAAAAAAAGAGUAAAACCUUCGGUGGAUAAAAAGGAAUUAAAAUCAUAUGUCGAAUGGAACGAAAAGUUUGGUGCUUUAAACUAAUACUCAAAUAUUUAAAAUCUAAAAUUAUAAACAUGUACAUUUAACACUAUAAUAAUAAUAAUAAUAAUAAUAAUAAUUAAAAAUAAAAUAAAUUUAUUAGUUUUAAUAUAAACC
Messenger RNA from Dictyostelium purpureum, 892 nucleotides. RefSeq lists its product as uncharacterized. Gene Ontology annotation, molecular function: ATP hydrolysis activity; ATP binding. The transcript has a single exon. The record is from RefSeq and is a predicted model, not a curated record. Lineage: Eukaryota; Evosea; Eumycetozoa; Dictyosteliales; Dictyosteliaceae. The coding region runs from base 2 to 778 and encodes 258 amino acids.